Molecule: messenger RNA, 2631 nt
Organism: Saprolegnia parasitica CBS 223.65
Lineage: Eukaryota; Oomycota; Saprolegniomycetes; Saprolegniales; Saprolegniaceae
Exons: 7
Coding region: 1-1938 (645 amino acids)
Source: RefSeq, a predicted model, not a curated record
AUGGACGCCGUGGACUUGGCGGCGCUCCGUAAACAGAUCGCCGCGUCCAAGCAGCCGCGUCGCAACCAAGACGAGGACGAGAGCAACAACAACAACGACGACAGUAGCGACCAUAGCCACGACGAACGGCUUCCGUUUGCACUCACGUCCGUGGGUGCGACAGCGCGGACCGAGCCGCGUCGGCGGCACUAUGGCGACGCCUUGCCGUGGGCCGAGGUUACGGCGGACGCCGUCACAACGGUCGCGUCGGCCCUUGCGACCAUGUAUCAAAGCGUGCUCGAGAGCCACGAAGAGUAUGCAUUGUACCUCGAGACCCAGCCGUUUGACGUCGAGCUGCCGGCCAACUUGUUGCCGUAUACGAGCGCGCACCAUGAGAGGGUGCGCGGGUUUCUCCAAGACGCAGUCGCCCGCUGCAAGUCCGAUUUCGAGUUGCGCUUCACGGACGUCUGCGCGUCGCUUCAAGAGGCGUUCAACAGGCAGGCCUCGCACGUCGAUCGCGAGGUCCGGCACCAGCGCGAUCGGACGACGUCGUCGCUCAAGCGCAGCCGCGUGGCGAUCCAGAAGCAAGUCGAUCACUUUACCAACCUCGAAGCGUGCUUGCGCCGCCACGAAAUGCACCAGCUCCAAGCGCUCCACCAAGAAAAGAUGGCCAUCGCCCAGACCGAGUGGGACGAAAAGGAGAAACGGUACGACGAGAAGGAACCGCGACAUGCUCGUGCAGCAAAAUGCGCGAUUGCCGGCAUCGAACGCACCAACAAAAUGCUGACGCAGAUGGUCGACGACGCCCACGCCGAAGUCAACCGACUCAAGAACCUCAUGCACAACCUCGACGUCCGCAAGACGACGUCCAACGUCAUUUCCGAGGCUUACGUGGACGCCCUUCGAGACUCGGCGCGCCGAGCCAACGAAGCCGCCGAGGCCAUGCGCUUGGACAUGGAAAAAGUGCAACGCGACGCCGACGCUAUCGCUGCGACCAACACACACCUUCAGGCGCUGGUGGCAGACCGCGACGCAGAGCUGCAGAAAGUCCGAGCGCUUCUGACCGAGUCGAGCCACGAGAUCAUGACAUUGCACAACAUCAACGAGGUGAUCGCCGACGAUCUGCGGGAAGCCAAAGUCAAAAUCCAAGACUUGGGCGUCGAGCUCGAUGCGAUCAAGGUCGACUUGAGCGCCCAGACGGAGCUGGUGACGGCAGGCGACGCCUACGUGGCGCAGCUCACGGCGCGUGUGGCCCACCUCAUUGAUCAAUUAAACGCUCUGCUCACCGAGCACGACAGCGCGCGGGCCGCGUGGGUUGCCGAGAAGGACGAGCUCGCGCAGGCAGCAGCGACGUUGCAAGCCCAGCUUGCCGCGAUGCCGGAGCCCGACCCGGCCGAAAAAGCUCUCCAAAGCAUCUACAAGUCAGCGGGUAAGCCGUUGCACUUGAGCACCGUCGCGGCGGUGUCGCGCAGUGUGCAGCGACUCAAGUCGCCAAUCAAAAAGAGCCACCAGUACCGAGGAAAGCCCGAGUACGAGUCGGUGGCCCGUGUGCUCGAACAAGAGAAAUUCGAGGUUCCUCACGAGCGCGUCGAGCGGGCGAUCUUGCUCGAGGCGACGCUGCGGGAGGCCAUAACGUGCCAGCUCACGUACGAGUUCAAGCGCGCGUUCUCGGUGCAGCUCCGGAAACGACUGCAGCUCGAACGGUACAUUCUCGACCAGAAAGUGGAUGUUGUAUUCAACAAGUACCUCACCGACGAGCGCGUGGCCCAAAAGAAAAGAGCGGUGGCAACAAUCUCUUGUGCCGGAAAAAAUCCAAGAAAAACAUCGUCGACGCCGCCGUGCCCAUCCGCCGCGUCAAGGACUUUAUUAGCCAGAGCUACGAGGCCAUGGGCGUCGCCGAGUGGAACGGCGAGGACAUUUCGCAGCUUAAAGACGACAUCAAGCAGCUCCAGGGGGUGAUUGCGGACCUUCAAACCGACGCGGCGCGCCAGGUGGCACAUAUCCAAGCGCAGCAACGGAGCCUCGCCGAGGCCGACCUCUUCCAGAAAGAGCGCGACCUGCUCAUCGUGGGCUUGACCGAGAAGCUCCGCGUGCUGCGCGCCGAGGCCGACGCACUCAAAGUGCAGCUCGCUCGCUUUGAGCUUCAGCCGACCGCGCACCCUUCGCUCUUCAGUGAUGCGGGCACGAAGCCGCUCGAUGUCCGAGGACAACUACCCACGUGGACUGCCGGCCGACGUCGAGAACGAUACCAAACGCCACAACGUCGACGCGACCCAUGUCGGCCGUGCCAACACCAACCAAAGCAAAGAUGCCUUCGGGAAAACGCCGGCCCAUGACAUCACGGAGCCAUGGAGUUAAUGCGGCGCCCGAGCACGCGCGGAGCAUCUUGAAGCGCGACCUGCUCAUGCCGCGCGCGAGUUCGAAUCUCCUAACGACACCCGAAGAGACGCCGCAGGCGGGUGGCACAUUCGUGGCCAGUCUCUGGGUCGGCGAGGCCGGGAUGCAGCAUAUUCUGGACCGACGACGUCGGCGAAAGGCGUGACGACACGUUUGUCGAGUGCUCCGGAGAAUGAAAGGUACUUGCUGCAGUACUGCCUGGGUCGAACGCAACGUUAAACGUUUUAAUCUCGUGCCAAUCCAUCUUGCCAACGA